Messenger RNA from Diprion similis, 1362 nucleotides. RefSeq lists its product as uncharacterized. Bases 534 to 1319 code for a protein of 261 amino acids. NCBI's taxonomy places the organism in Eukaryota, Metazoa, Arthropoda, Insecta, Hymenoptera, Diprionidae. The transcript has 3 exons. The record is from RefSeq and is a predicted model, not a curated record.
UUCGAACAGCAUACAAAUGUCUGUAUUUCUGAUACGACGUGCGGAUAUUGUGUACAAUGUCGCGUUUAAUGCAUGGAUAACCGGAAGUCAUUCGCAGAUUAGACGCACGUGUGACUUUGUACGUAUGAUGGUAUAAUUUGCGGCAUAUAACGUUCGUCGAAUGACGAUCGACGUGAAUUACAAGCAGCGUGAUGAGUGUGACGACGACGGAUUGAAAAGGAGCUGAAAGAACGCUGUACGUUGUUACGGCUACGUAUUUUACGGUAUUUUCAACGUUUGUUGUUUCUCCGCGCAGUUUACACCGCUAACGUAAUACACAAAAAUAUCGUUUUAGGUAUCAAAAAUACAAUACCAUUGGCUCUCGUUCGUCAUUUUGGAUAGAUCAGGUAGUUCAAACACAUAUCGACGUGGUGUAGAAAAAUGUCCGGCAGGAUCUGCGACAAGGAAGUAAUCGGGCUGCAUUCGUCAUCUUGGGAAUCGAUCGGCAUGCUGAAACAGCAGGAAAAUAAUUACCACAUCCAUAAACAAAAUUGAUGUAUCAGCUGGGGUUCAAUCCAGCAACCACAGAGGUCCCGAGAAUGUCUCUAACUGCAGGAGCCAACCGGUGGGCAUCGAAGGUCGUAAUAAUCCUUCAACUAGCCGCUUGGAGUGCCGUUGGAAUCGUUCUUCUACAGAAAGGCGUUUCUUCCAUGCACAAAGCAGCCGACGUCAGAAACGCGACUCAGCUAAACAACACAGUAACCGUGAGUAACCUGAUGAUGAAAAAAAUCGCCAGCGAAGAAGAUCGUAGCGAGAAUGAGUCAUCGUCAAGUAGUUUAGAGGGUGAGAGUGAGGAGAAGUGGAACCCGGGAUCAGUUAAAAGUAAAACCUACGAUCUCGGUAGCAAGAUAAAAGUAAUUGAAGAGGGAUCAGCAGAAGACGCUUUGCCGCAGGAUAAAAAGAAGCCGACGAACAACGACGCUUCCAAGGAGUUCACUCCGGGACAUAAAUCCGGAAAUGCCUCGGAGACGAGGUGGAACUUGAGGACGUCCAACAUCGCCGGAGGCGGAACGGCCGCUGCGGCCGUUGCGAUGAUCGCUGUGGGGGCGGUAAUGCUGGUCCUGGGACCGGCCGUCAUCCUUCUAAGGACUCUCGACGACCGCAGGCAGGAGCGAAGGUUCCUCAAGCUUUCGGCGCAGGACGAUUUGCCCCCGAGCUACGAGCAGGCCACCCUUAUGGACGAAGCGCCAAGGUACUCGACCCUGAGCCUCAACACCAUCAGUGGCUCUCCAAGCGCAGGAGGAACGUCUGCAGGCGCACCGGAAGUCUGCGAGGUGUGAGCAGGCAGGUUGAUGGCCUUCUGAAAAACGGUGAGAAAAGUAA